AUGUUAAGAGCUUCUAGAAUACCAUUAACCAGAUUAUCCCAAUAUACCUCAUCAUCAUCAUCCUCAAUCAUAAAAUCAUCUUCAAUCAUACCUACCAUCUCUCCUAUAAUAUCUAAAUCAUUCUCAUCAAUCUCAAAAUUAAAUGCUAGUCAUGAACCUGAAGGUCCAAAACCUUUUCAUAAUGCCUUAGGUAAACCAAAUCAAAGAUAUUCAGAUGAACCAGGUGUGUUUGGAUCCACCACUUUCUCCGAAGUUUUCGAUGAAGUCGAUAUGGUUUGGAAUAAAGAUGAUGAUCCAAAGAAAGUUGAAAAACAAAAUUCAAAAAUUAGACAUUUCACCAUUAAUUUCGGUCCUCAACAUCCAGCCGCUCAUGGAGUGUUAAGAUUAAUUCUUGAAUUACAUGGGGAAGAAAUCGUUAGAGCUGAUCCUCAUGUUGGUUUGUUACAUCGUGGUACGGAAAAAUUAAUUGAAAUUAAAACUUAUAUUCAAGCUUUACCUUAUUUUGAUAGAUUGGAUUAUGUUAGUAUGAUGACCAAUGAAUUAGUAUUUGCAUUAGCAGUUGAAAAACUAUUAAACAUUGAAGUUCCAUUAAGAGCCAAAUAUAUUAGAACUUUAUUUGGUGAAAUCACUCGUGUUUUAAAUCAUUGUAUGUCAGUGUUAUCUCAUAUUAUGGAUGUUGGUGGUUUAACUCCUUUCCUUUGGGGAUUUGAAGAACGUGAAAAAUUAAUGGAAUUUUAUGAACGUGUUUCUGGGGCAAGAUUACAUAGUGCUUAUGUUAGACCAGGUGGGGUUAGUCAAGAUUUACCAGUUGGUUUAUUAGAUGAUAUUUAUAUGUGGGCUACUCAAUUUGGUGAUAGAAUUGAUGAGACUGAAGAAUUAGUUACUGAUAAUCGUAUUUGGAAAGAUAGAACCAUUGGUGUUGGUAUUGUUACCGCUGAAGAUGCUUUAAAUUAUUCUCUUUCAGGAGUCAUGUUAAGAGGUUCCGGUAUUCCAUUUGAUAUUAGAAAAUCUCAACCUUAUGAUGCUUAUGAUUUAGUUGAUUUUGAUAUUGCUGUUGGUUUAAAUGGUGAUUGUUAUGAUCGUUAUUUAAUUAGAAUGGCUGAAUUUAGACAAUCUUUAAGAAUUAUAUUCCAAUGUAUUAAUGAUAUACCUGAAGGUCCAACCAAAGUUGAAGAUUAUAAAAUCAGUCCUCCAUCAAGAUCUUUAAUGAAAGAAGAUAUGGAAGCUUUAAUUCAUCAUUUCUUAUUAUUCACCAAAGGUUAUGCUGUACCACAAGGUGAAACUUAUACUUGUAUCGAAGCUCCAAAAGGGGAAAUGGGAGUAUAUGUUGUAAGUGAUGGUUCUGAAAGACCUUAUAGAUGUAAAAUUAGAGCACCAGGUUUUGCUCAUUUAGGUGCAUUUGAUCAUAUUUCAAGAGGUAAUUUAUUAGCUGAUGCUGUGGCUAUUAUUGGUACUAUGGAUUUAGUGUUUGGUGAAGUUGAUCGUUAG
This is a messenger RNA of Scheffersomyces coipomensis, 1488 nucleotides long. RefSeq names its product Nuc2p (gene NUC2). Lineage: Eukaryota; Fungi; Ascomycota; Pichiomycetes; Serinales; Debaryomycetaceae. The record is from RefSeq and is a predicted model, not a curated record. Bases 1 to 1488 code for a protein of 495 amino acids. Gene Ontology annotation, molecular function: oxidoreductase activity, acting on NAD(P)H; quinone binding; NAD binding. Gene Ontology annotation, biological process: mitochondrial electron transport, NADH to ubiquinone. The transcript has a single exon.